GAGUGAUAAUUUUACCAUGCUUGGUAAGUGGAGUGCGCUUGCGAACAAGCACGGUGUAACAGAUCCUGAUGCUUAUCCUUAGAAGUCGGGACGCAGAGAUUUGGAAGAUAUGAGGUUGUGAAUAUGUCGACGGUGGGAAUCAAAAGCGGGAAUGAUCAUGGGGCUCCUCACCUAAUCGAGGCUUCUGAUACUCUGGUCCUUGAUCCAGAAACGUAUUGGGUGCAAAAGCUAUUGACUUGCUCGUCAGCCACUCGCGCCUCGAUCAAAAUUGUUGAGCUCCAGGCCAAUGGUACAGCCAGGCUGGUCGCAGCUUUGAUUCUACUCCCACUAUCGCGCGUGCCGACUCCUGUAUUGGCUCAAUUGACCAAUCAACAUGCGUCAGAUAGGAUGGCAACGUAGUUUUACCGUUUGACCAGUGUCGCUCGGCUGCACCGUCGGGUGAGUGGGCUGCGAAGGCUGGUGCGCUGAUGUUUAUCUUUCGGCGCGUCCGAGGUGGGAGGACAAGUGAAGUGACUGAGACCACUCGCCAAGUCCAUAACCAUCCGAACGAGGACCGAGAAAGCGACUUGCGAUGUGGGCCGCUAGGUGAUGAGAGCACACACGACCACUCGGUUCCGGUUGCUUCAUUAAUGACCGGACAAAAACAAUCCAGCUCCAUAUCCAUGUCACAGGAUAUGUCAAGCCCUAAGGCAUCGUCCCUCAUGGCAAAAGGGCCGUUGUCCGACUCGAGAGCCCAAUUGCAAGGCGAGCCCUAACUGAGAGUUCUGCCAACGUCUUCCUUGCAUUUUAUUCCCUGGAUACUCAAAUCUCAUAAUACUAGCACCUAUAGCUCUUGUUAAAGAGAUCACAAGAGCUUUGAAAACACAUCUAAGUGUGACAUUCUCUUUUUCAGGUCCCUCGAGUCCUUCGGUCUGCGAGCCCUGAGGAGUCGGUAACCCGCACAUGUGACGGGAUAUAUGUUUAGACCCGAGGCUUCUGCUUAGCUCAGAGCUCUUGCAUUGGUUACAUAAGUCCUGCACAAUGUCUGCGUCGAUACAAGAAAAUGAGGUUGCCGGAGGAUCGAUCGUGCUUGGCCCGGACUGACUCAGUCGGUAUGACCCCGAUGCCGAUUCACAUGCGAAUUACCUCCACACAGGAUCGCCAGCCAAUACGUCUAAGAAUUGCAAAUCAUCGCGGACUGAUUAUCUUGUCACGAUUCCUGAUAUCCUGAUGGUUCACUUGGCCGGACCCCGGACCGCGGGUGUAGAUUGUCUGCAACUGUGGCCUCAUUUGCAGUAUAUAUCUGAUCUUCGCGCUGUCGACAUGAAGGUUGAUCCUACACUAUAGGACUUCUUAAACUGAAUCCCGGCUUAUAGUUUCACAAUGUCGGUAUCGUCAAACGGCAAGAAAGGCAACAGGGUCGAGUAUCAUUACUGGGACUACAGCUUUGAGUGGACCGACAAGCAUCGGCCCGCUAGCGAGCUUGAGCCUUGGAUUCGAACCUGCGAUACCCUCGCCGACGAGGCCAACGCAGUCAUAGAUGCGUUACCGGCACCGGCUAACGACCCCUCGAAGCGGGAUCGGUAUGCCUUGCUUCGGGAUAACCACGCCAGUGACCCGAAGCUUGAUGAGCUAUGGACGCAAAUCAACACGGUGCCGGAGUGGGUCGACUGGGGGCAGAUUGAACGAGGACAGGAUUUGUUUUGGCGAUAUCUGAUUCCGAUUACGAAUGCACUUACGUUCGUGAGUCUUCUCGGUGGAAUGGGCGCCAUUCGCGUCGGUGAAACCCUAUCAAGAACCGGCGGCUUCGGCGCAAAGGUCGUCCGCCGCCGACUCCUCGAAACCGUCCAACACACGGUGCAGGUCAACAACAGCGCUGCGGCCAUGAAACCAGGUGGCGAGGGCCACAUGGCCUCCGUCCGCGUGCGCCUUCUCCACUCCGCCGUUCGCCGCAAGAUCAUGAGCCUAGUCGAGCAAGACCCGACCUACUACGACGUCGACCGCUACGGCCUGCCCAUCAACGACCUCGACUCCUUUGCGACAAUCAAUACCUUUAGCAGCACAGUAAUCUGGCUCGGACUCCCUCGCCAGGGAGUAUACCUGACUCCGCAGGAAGAAGAAGACUACAUCGCGCUGUGGCGCUUGGUUGGGUACUAUAUGGGUGCCCCGACGGAACCGUUUGAGAGCGCGGCAAAGGCGAAGAUUGUCUCGGAGUCGCUUCUUGUUAAUGAGUUCGAGCCGACGGAUACAGGGCGGAUCCUCGCCAGGAACAUUGCUAUCGGACUGGAGAAUACGGCGCCGAUAUAUGCCUCGCUGGAGUAUAUGGAUGCGUUGACGAGAUUGCUGAACGGCGACCAGCUGUCUGACGAGUUGCAUAUCCCCAAGACGAAUUUGUACUACAAGGUACUCAUGUGGGGAUACUGCUUCUGGGUCCAGGUCCAGGCCAAGACGCUGCCUUUGAUUCCCGCCGUCGAUAGGCAUAUUAUCGAGUCCCGCAAAAAAUUCUUCUGGAAGCACCUAAUGGACGAGAAAGACGGCCUAGGCAAGGAGACCGUCUUUGACUUCAAAUACAUCCCCAGCCUCAAGGGCAAGACCCGUCUCGGAGACCGGAAGAAGUAUCUCUUCAAGAAGCCCGGGGUUGAGGUUCUUUCGUACCUGGGUCUCCUGUCUGCGUUUGCGUCUGCUGCUACUUUUACCACUGGGCUUUACCUCGUCAUUAUCAAGGCUUUCCCGCAGACGCAGGUUUUCUUGCCGACUCUUUUGAAACUUUUCAGGGAACGGUUGGCGGCGCUUCCCGUUGGGAAUGCUUCGUUUUCUCUGCUGCAGUUGGUUCAGGCCUUGCGUGGGAGACUUUCGUUGUAGAUGUCCGCAUUUCAGUUGGAGAAUCAAUACAUAGAAGAUAAAUUGCAUGUCGUGUUCUGCUGUUCCAAACUGACUGUGGCCUGAAAUGUCAGAGAUAUAACCCGAGAUUUCGCUCCUCAAGCGAAAAGGCAAUAAAUAACCAUG
Aspergillus calidoustus is the source of this 2985-nucleotide messenger RNA. Lineage: Eukaryota; Fungi; Ascomycota; Eurotiomycetes; Eurotiales; Aspergillaceae. The record is from the annotation of a GenBank genome assembly.